ACAAUAUAAAUAUAUUUGUUGGAGCUGAAUAGAACCUUUAUCGGUUCAUAUGGCCAUCUAUGGGACAUUACUGUUAUAGACAGACAAAAUGCAUCGUGGAAAUGAAUGAACCCGUGGAAAUAGUUGAUAAACAGAAGUGGAGCUUUGAAGACCGACAUCUAAAUGAUGAAUAUGUAUCUGGCAUGAUGGAGUUCCUCAGCAUUGAUGUGGAUCUGAGCCCUGGUUCGUCAAACAGAGAGGAAACAUUAUGCUCUAAAAAUGUGAUGCGAAAGCAGCGGAACUGGGAGAGGAGACUGGAGGCAAAAAAGAGCAAGAGGAAAGAGGAAAAACAGAGAAGGAAACAGAACCAGCAAGAUAAAGCAGAUGUGUCUCAGUUCAGUAAACGUGUCAUCAAGGCUAUCACAAGAGAACGUCUGGAGGAGGCAAGAGCAGCUGGACCAAGACUGUGUGUGGAUCUGAGCAUGACCGACUGCAUGUCGCACAAAAGAUGGGGGUCUCUUCUCGAUGUAUACAUGGUCAUCACUCCUGAAGUUCCACUUCAGAUCUGUAAUGAAAUCAGUCGUCUCGCCAGUCAAAUCAGACGUCUCUAUGGGUCCAAUAGGAAAGCCAUGCAGCCGUUUCACCUCUUCCUCACAGACAUGAAAGAAGACAGUCUGCUUUAUAAAGAGUGCAUCAGAAUGAAUGAAGGCUUCCUGAACUACUUGAUUGAUGUCACUGAAGAGAGUUGGAUUGAGCUCUUUCCUUGUGAGGACAUAAUUUAUUUAACUCCAGAUGCAAGUGAAGCUUUAGAGGAAGUAAAUGGAGACAAGGUCUACAUUCUUGGAGGCCUGGUUGAUGAGAGCAUUCAAAAGAAACGGACCUACACCAGGGCGAAAGAGCUCGGUGUGCAGAUGAUGAGGCUACCCAUUGAUGAGUACAUGAUGAAAAGACCAAACCCCAAGAAUUUUCACUCAAAAAUCCUAGCUAUCAACCAAGUAUUUGAAAUCCUGCUGACUUAUCGUGACACUGGAAGCUGGAGCAAAGCCCUCAGUGCUGGAGUUCCCACAGGAAAGGGAUACAUCGUGUCUUCUGAAGCAGAGUUGGAUUUUCCAUGGUGACCAAUAACCUGUAUACCUAAGGAUGACAAUUUAGACAGACAUCUCACAAGCCUUUGAGAGAGAAUUGAGAACUGAUUCUGCACUGAUCUGGCUGUUUUAAUGUGAAUUUAAAAUAUUAAUUAACGCUCAUCACUGACCAAAUGUUAAAGUACUGACCGGAUUAAGAUAUUAACACAGUUGUGCCUGCUGUUCUUCUGGGAACAUUAUUGUUGUCACUAAGCAUGACAGCCUUUGGUUUUUGCAUUUCUGUCUUUAAACAAUCAUUUUAAUUAACUUAGGUCAUGGAAUAAACUUAAACAAUUACUCAAUUCAGAUGCUAUUAGUUUGCUCUUAGAACUGCAGCUCUUCACCAGGAUAUAAUCUAUUUUGAAUUUAAUUUAUAGUAUUUAUCCAAAACACACUAAUAUUUCCAUUUUAUUCUACUGUUAAUAAGGAUUUCAUGGUCAAUGUACUUUCCAUGUCAGUAUGUUGUUUCUCUGUUUUCCUGCACUGAAUUUUAUAGUCAUAUUUAUUCAUAUGUAGCCAGUUGCCGAUUUAUUUACUGUACUCUCAAGAAAGCUACACAAGAACAAAUCCUAUUCGUCGCCACUAGAUGGCGCGCUAUCCAACUAUAUGACUCAUCAGUUUCCUUCCGUCUCAUCACAAUUGCUGUAAUUUGAAAUUAACAGAAUACAUUUUUUAUUACAAUUAAAGUUCUUUGUAGAGCUUACCGAGAUAACAGAGCGUCAUUUUCCAUUUUUAUGGGUUAUGUGAAUGUAUAACUAUUUCAAAUAAAAAUGGGGGAAAAAAUUAUAAAUUUUAAAAUUAAGCAAAGAUCUAUUUUGAAAUGUUUGGGUCGCACACAAUUUAGCUGAAUUGCGGGAAAUAAUAAAAUUUAAUACAUUAGCAUCAUACAAUAAAGAUGUACAGUAAGUGUGCAGUUACAUGUAGGCCUAAAUAUAGUCUACCAAUUAGCCUAUACUUUUUUUCUUUCUUCAAUCGGUAGACGUCACGCUUUCAUUUGUGGUGUCUUAAAUUGCACAGGAUUCUAACAUUUCUCUGUUUCAGACAAAAACAUAAUGGUAGUUGGAAUCAAAAAUAUUAAAACCAGAUGGUUUGGUUGAUUACUUUAGUAGGUUUUUAUCAGAAUGGGGCGGUAUACAGCAGAAUUUACAGAGCCGGCAACAAGGCAUUACAUUACACAAGUAAAUGUUCUUAUUUGAGUAUUUUAUGUUGUUGUUGUUGUUGUUGUGGAGACAAUUUACCAUUUACGUUAAACGUCAUCAUGCCGAACAGGAAAACUCAUCUACUACACCCUUGUUGUGUUUAUACUCGUGCUCUUGCAAACUAUUCCAAUUCAAACUUUCCAACUUGUAGAUUUAUCAGUUUGUAGUAUUUUCCAAUUGUAGUGUUUUUUAAAUAAAAGUUUGAAAGAGUUG
Molecule: messenger RNA, 2515 nt
Organism: Ictalurus punctatus (channel catfish)
Lineage: Eukaryota; Metazoa; Chordata; Actinopteri; Siluriformes; Ictaluridae
Gene: trmt10b
Product: tRNA methyltransferase 10B
Exons: 10
Coding region: 60-1097 (345 amino acids)
Biological process (GO): tRNA N1-guanine methylation
Cellular component (GO): nucleus; nucleoplasm
Molecular function (GO): tRNA binding
Source: RefSeq, a predicted model, not a curated record